Messenger RNA from Lathyrus oleraceus (garden pea), 8408 nucleotides. RefSeq lists its product as uncharacterized. Lineage: Eukaryota; Viridiplantae; Streptophyta; Magnoliopsida; Fabales; Fabaceae. The record is from RefSeq and is a predicted model, not a curated record. Gene Ontology annotation, molecular function: helicase activity; ATP binding. The transcript has 12 exons. The coding region runs from base 177 to 8243 and encodes 2688 amino acids.
GAAAAAAGAGAGCAUGCACUGCAUAUAUAGUACGAUACGCCUUUUUACUUCUAUUCUUGCUUGUUAAGAAAUCCAUUUGCACUAUUCAACUUUCUGCAUUUUCAUGUUGCUACUUAGUUCAGUGAAAUCAUCUUGAAAACAUUUUGAAAACAUCUUGAAAUCAUCUUGAAAACAUAAUGAAUCGUUCAAUUUCAAGUUCAAGUAAGAGAAAUGCUAGUUAUUACCAUGAUCAGCCCUUCCUAAACACUGUGUUUUCAUGGUCUCUUGAAGACAUUUUCAACGAAGAUCUUUACGCCAACAAGGUUGAUUAUAUUGAUUUAUCGUUUGAUUCUUUGGAGAAAUAUUUUCAGUCGUUUGUGUAUCCCUUAUUGGAUGAAACUAGAGCGCAACUAUGUUCCAGUAUGGAAAUUUUAUCUAGUUCGCCUUAUGCUGAAGUGGUUUCUCUUGAUCAUUCACGAUCGCAUUCAUAUGGUAGGAAUCACUAUGUUGUUAAAACUGAUACUUGGAAAAAUAGGUCUUCUGGUCAUGGAAAAGAGUUGUAUAAAACAUUGUCUGGAGAUGUUUUUAUUUUGGCUGAUUUUAAGCCGGAAACUGUUAAUGAUUUGCAAAGGUCGGGAAGGAUGUGGAGUUUUGUGUUGUCUGCGGGGAUUCUUGAUGAAGAGAUUAAGGAUGAUGAUGAUGAUGGUGAUGUUAAAGUUAUGACUACUUUUAAAGUGAUCGCUUCUAAAGAUAUUGACAUUGAUGAAAUGGGGCAAAAGUCUUUGUUUAUUAUGUUCUUGACGAAUAUAACUCCUAAUAGAAGAAUAUGGAAUGCACUGCAUAUGAAUGGAGAUUCAAAGCUGAUCCGGAAGAUUUUAUGUGCGGGUGAUGUGGUUGAGGAAAGUUGCGAUUAUUGUUCUCCGAAGACUAUCGCUCUUAGGGAUGAUGAAACAUAUCAAAGGUUGUCAUCUGAGUUGAAUGAGUCACAAAAUAAGGCUAUUUGUGCUUGCCUUUCUUCCUUUCAUUGCAAUCAUAACUCUACUGUGGAUCUUAUUUGGGGUCCACCGGGAACCGGGAAAACAAAAACUUUGGGCACAUUGCUUUAUGCUCUUUUGAAAAUGAACUGUAGGACACUUGUUUGUGCUCCGACAAAUGUUGCUAUUAAGGAAGUGGCAUCGCGUGUCUUGAGCAUGGUGAGAGAAUCGUUUGAUAGAAAUGCGGAUGCUAUGAUCUGUAAUUUAGGAGACAUAAUAUUAUUUGGGAAUCAUGAGAGGCUCAAAGUUGGUGGAGAAAUUGAAGAGAUAUAUUUGGACUAUCGAGUAAAGCAACUCGUACAGUGUUUUACUCCGCCUAAUGGUUGGAAAUAUUGUUUUGCUUCAAUGAUUGAUCUUCUUGAAGAUUGUGUUUCCCAUUAUCAUAUAUUCAUCGAGAAUGAGAUGAGAAGGGAACAAGAUGAAGUUGAUGAUGAUAGUAAUUCUAACAGGGCCAAAGAUGACAAAUCUUCUGAUUCUGGUGUGAUCAUGCACAAAUCUUUUCUUGAGUUUGUAAGAGAAAGGUUUCUGUCUAUAGCAUCACCACUCAAAGACUCUAUAUCUAUCUUAUGCACGCAUAUAGCCAGAAGUUUUAUUAUGGAACAUAACAUGAAAGAAUUGGAUUGUCUUAUCUGUUAUCUCGAUUCAUUUCAAGCUUUGCUGUUGGAAAAUAAUAUUGUUUCUGAAGUAUUGGAAGAGUGUUUCUCUCCGGAAAGUGAACUUAAUUCUUUAGAGUCAGUUGCAGGUGCUGAACUAUCAUUACACCUAAUUAGAACCGAAUGCCUGACUCUAUUAAAAACUCUUAAAGUUUCACUUGGUAACCUCAAUCUGCCAGAUGUUGGGACUGAAGAGUCAAUCAGAGAGUUUUGCUUAAAAGCAUCUUCCUUAAUAUUUUCCACAGCUUCUAGUUCUUUUAAGCUGCAUUCUGUUGCCAUGGAGCCACUUGACAUUUUAGUGAUUGAUGAAGCUGCCCAAUUGAAGGAAUGUGAAUCAAUCAUUCCUCUACUACUUCCUGACAUAAACCAUGCUAUUCUUGUUGGAGAUGAAUGCCAGCUACCAGCAAUGGUUGAAAGUGUUGUUUCUCUUGAAGUUGGUUUUGGAAGAAGCUUAUUUGCGAGGUUGAGCACAUUGGGUCACCCAAAUCACUUCCUCAAUAUACAGUACAGGAUGCAUCCGGCCAUAAGCUCUUUUCCAAACUCACGGUUCUAUUUGAAUCAAAUUCUUGACGCUCCAAACGUUAUUGCAAAGAACUACAGGAAGCAAUAUCUCCCAGGGAAAAUGUUUGGUCCUUGUUCUUUUAUAAAUAUAAUUGGUGGAGCCGAAGAAUUUGAUGAUGCUGGACGAAGUCGGAAAAAUAUGGUUGAAGCAGCAGUUGUUAUGAAAAUAAUUAAAAACUGUUUUAGAGGUUGGUUUGGCUCAAACGAGCACAUUAGUAUAGGUGUAGUGUCACCAUAUGCUGCACAAGUGGUUGCAAUUCAGGACAUGCUGGGACAGAAGUAUGAUAAGCAUGAAGAUUUCGAUGUGAAGGUGAAAACAAUUGAUGGUUUUCAGGGUGGAGAGCAAGAUAUUAUCAUCUUAUCAACUGUUAGAACUGAUUGCACUUCUCCACUUCAGUUUAUUUCUAAUAACCAGAGGACAAAUGUUGCUCUUACUAGGGCUAGGCAUUGUCUAUGGAUAUUGGGAAAUGAAAGGACACUAAUUAGUCAGGAAAAUGUGUGGAAAGCUUUGGUGCAUGACGUUAAAAAACGCCAAUGUUUCUUCAAUGCUGAUGAAGACAAGGAUUUAGCGAAAAGUAUCUGGGAUGCCAAGAAAGAGCUGGAUCAACUUGAUGAUUUGCUUAAUGCUGAUAGUGUCGUUUUUAGAAACUCUAGGUGGAAGGUUCUUUUUAGUGAUAAUUUUCUAAAGUCAUUUAAAAGUCUUCCAUCAAAGAGGAAAAAGAAGUCAAUCCUUAACCUCUUACUCAAACUCUCCGGUGGGUGGAGACCAAAGAAGAUAAAAGUGGACCUGCUUUGUGGAAAUUCUUCCCAGAUGUUAAAGCAAUAUAAAGUUGAAGGUCUUUUUGUUGUUUGUUCAAAGGACAUAGUAAAAGAAUUGAAUUUCACUCAAGUUUUAAGGAUAUGGGAUAUACUGCCGACUGAGGAUGUUCCUACAGUAGUGAAACGUCUGGAUAGUAUUUUUGGAAGCUAUACUGAUGAUUUUAUAAGUCGCUGCAGCGAGCAGUCUUUUGAGGGGAAAAUGGAGGUUCCGGUGUGUUGGGGAAAAUCAACAGAAAUCAUCAAAAUUAAGAAUCUUGAUAAUAGUGGAAAUGAAGCAGAAUCGAGUUGUUGUGACCGAAGAAUUUAUGUUGAGAAUUCCAAGGUCGAGGAGAGUUUUCUGCUGAUGAAAUUCUAUUCUUUAUCAUCUGUUGUGGUUAACCACUUACUUUCUGAUCGUAAUAGUAAUGAACUGGAACUUCCGUUUGAGGUAUCAGAUGAAGAACAUGACAUAAUACUCUUCUCCAGAAGUACAUUUGUACUGGGUCGCUCUGGUACUGGGAAAACCACCGUCUUGACCAUGAAAUUAUUUAAAAAGGAGGAAUUGCACCAUGCUGCUCUUGAAAACGCAUAUGGAAUUAAGAGGUCUGAAGUUCCUUGUUUGAGUUACUCUGAAGAGGAUAAAGACAGCUCUUCUGUGAAUUGCAGACCUGUCUUACACCAAUUAUUUGUAACAGUGAGUCCUAAACUAUGUCAAGCAGUGAAACACCAGGUUGUUAGAAUGAGAAGAUUCAUAUGUGGUGGGGAUAUUUCUGACAAAAGCUGCUCUAUUGAGGAAGAUAUGGCUGAUGUUGAUACAUCAAUACAGUUUAAGAACGUACCCGACUCUUUUGUUAAUCUUCCCGCUAAUUCAUAUCCACUUGUGAUAACAUUUAAGAAAUUUCUAAUGAUGCUUGAUGGAACUGUGGGGAAUUCUUAUUUUGAAAGAUUUAGUGAACUAUCUUCUGAGAACCUUGGUGCAAGAUCUGUUGCUUUGGAGACUUUUAUAAGGAAGAAGGAAGUGACUUAUGACCGGUUUGAUUUAUUAUACUGGCCGCAUUUCAAUUCCCAACAUACCAAGACGUUAGAUUCAUCCAGAGUGUUUAGAGAAAUUGUGUCACAUAUAAAAGGCGGUCUUCAAUCUGUGGAGUCUGAUGAAGGGAAGUUAAGUCGUCAGGAUUAUCUUUCAUUGUCUGAAAACCGAGCGUCAAGUUUAAGCAAGCAGAAGAGGGAGAUCAUUUAUGAUAUUUAUCAAAGUUAUGAGAGAAUGAAGAUGGAUAAAGGGGAUUUUGAUUUGGCUGAUAUCGUUGCUGACCUUCAUCGCCGACUCCGAAUUAACAAAUAUGAGGGGGAUGAAAUGCACUAUGUAUACAUUGACGAAGUGCAGGAUCUAACCAUGAGUCAAAUUGCUUUAUUUAAACAUGUGUGUCAAAAUGUAGAAGAGGGUUUUGUUUUUUGCGGGGAUACUGCACAGACCAUAGCCAGGGGAAUAGAUUUUAGAUUUCAGGAUAUCAAGACUCUCUUUUACAAGAAGUUCAUGCUAGAAUCAAAGAGAAGUGCUUAUAACCAAGGAAAGGAUAAAGGGAAAGUUUCGGAAACAUUUUUGUUGAAUCAGAACUUUCGGACUCAUGCUGGAGUGCUUAAGUUGUCUCAGAGCACCAUUGAGCUUCUUUUCCGUUUUUUCCCUCACUCGAUCGAUGUUUUAAAGCCUGAGACAAGUUUGAUAUACGGGGAAGCUCCUGUUGUUCUUGAUUGUGGAAGCAGAGAAAAUGCUAUUGUAACUAUUUUUGGCAACACUGGACAUGAUGGUGGGAAAAUUGUCGGCUUCGGAGCUGAGCAAGUAAUAUUGGUACGUGAUGAUUGUGCUCGGAAGGAAAUUUUAGACUAUGUUGGGAAACAGGCUCUUGUUUUAACUAUUGUGGAAUGCAAAGGGCUUGAGUUUCAGGAUGUAUUACUGUACAACUUUUUUGGAACUUCACCUUUGAAAAAUCGAUGGAGAGUGAUUUAUGAGUACAUGAGUGAACAAGAUAUGUUGGAACCAACAGAAUCCAAGUCUUUUCCAAGGUUCAAUGAUUCUAAACACAAUAUUUUGUGUUCAGAACUGAAACAGUUGUAUGUGGCUAUAACUCGUACAAGACAGAGAUUGUGGAUAUGCGAGAAUGCAGAAGAAUAUUGUAGACCUAUGUUUGAUUAUUGGAAAAGGAAGUGUCUUGUACAAUUCAAAGAACUGGAUGAUUCACUUGCUCAGGCAAUGAAAGUUGCAAGUAGUCCUGAAGAAUGGAAGUCACGUGGCAAAAAGUUAUAUUAUCAAAAUAACUAUGAGAUGGCAACAAUGUGUUUUGAAAGAGCAGGGGACUCUUAUUGGGAAAAAAAGUCCAAGGCUGCCGGUCUCAGAGCAACUGCAAAUCGUUUACAUGACCUGAAUCCUGAAGAUGCAAACGCAAUCCUUAGGGAAGCUGCUGAAAUUUUUGAAAGCAUAGGAAUGGCUGAGUCUGCUGCCCAGUGUUUUUCUGAUUUGGGAGAUUAUGAAAGAGCUGGGAAAAUUUACUUUGAAAAAUGUGAAGAGCCUGAUUUUAAAAGGGCAGGAGAUUGCUUUUAUUUAGCUUGUUGUUAUGAAAUGGCAGCUCAAGUGUAUGCUAGAGGAAGUUUCUUCUCUGACUGUUUGAAUGUUUGUGCCAAAGGUGGAUUGUUUGACAUUGGCUUGCAUUACGUUCAGUAUUGGAAACAAAAUAAGAGUGCUGACCCUGGUUGGGCUAAUAAUCAUGACCUAUAUGCAAUUGAACAAAAAUUUCUGGAGAAUUGUGCCCUUAGUUAUUUUGACAAGAAAGAUAUCAAAUCCAUGAUGAAAUUUGUUAAAGCUUUUCAUUCAAUGGAUUUGAAGCGUGAUUUCUUAAAAUCAUUAAACUUACUUGGUGAGCUUCUUGAAUUAGAAGAGGAGUCAGGCAACUAUAUGGAGGCUGUACACAUUGCUAAGAUGAUAGGUGAUGUUAUCCGUGAGGCUGAUUUGCUAGGAAAAGCUGGUGAAUCCUUGGAAGCAUAUGAGCUUGUGUUUUUCUAUGUUCUUUCAAAUUCUCUUUGGUCUGGUGGGAGCAAAGCAUGGCCCUUAAAGCCGUUUACACAGAAGGCCGAGCUUUUGGGAAGAGCAUUAACAUUUGCAAAGGGAGUGUCAAGUAGCUUUUAUGAGCUUGCAUCUGCAGAAGCUGAAAUACUAUCAAAUAAGCAUGACAACAGUGUUGAAAUAAUGAAUCAGUUGAAAUCUUCUCGCAUCCAUAGGAGUAUCAGAGGGGAAAUAUUAUGUUUGUGGAAACUGCUUGAUUCUCAUUUUCGGCUGAAUUCAUCGAAGUAUGUCUGGCACGACAAUAUGUUUGGAGUUUCUAUUGAAGGUAUGAUUACAAAGAAUCAUUUUUCUGUGGAGACAUUGUUUUAUUGUUGGACAUGUUGGAAGGAUAACAUUGUUCAAAUGCUGGAUUUCCUUUCAAAUUUCAAAACUCUAGAGCCUCAGCAGCAGCAAAGCAGUUAUGUCAAGUUUGCAUUGAAUUACUUGGGUGUUCAGAAGCAGAUUUACAAUCAACAGGACAUGUACCUUUUGCUCAUCCCUGAUGCUAACUGGGUGAUGAAAUUGGGAGAUAAAUUUCUAAAGCAGAAUGGUAGGAUAGUUUCUGUUGAUGUUCAACAUUUAGUCUCUUAUGCUCAGAGCUAUUGGAGUUCAGAAUUAUUAUCUGUUGGCAUGGAUGUCUUGCGCAACCUCGAUGCACUCUACAAUUUUUCAGUUAAUAAAGCUUUUUCCGAGUUCCGUCAAGUAGAGUCUUUAUUGCAUAUCUAUGAGGUCUCAAAGUUUCUUCUCAAGUCAAAAUGUUUUAGCCACGGCCACGGUAACUUGAAAACAUUGGAGACAUUUUACAGGCUGCCAAUUGAGUGUUUAUUCCGCCAUGUAAAUCCCCUUGACUGGAAGAAAUCACUGGAAAAAGAAAUGGUUUAUCAAAGAAUAUCUGAAGUUUGGCAGGAAAUUAUGAAAGAGGUCAUCUAUGAAAACACUAAACAAAAAGGUAAAUUGACCUAUGGUCUAAUUGGAAGGGUGGUAGUUAUGAUUCUUGGCACAGCAAAUGUUAAAGAUGAACUGUUUGUGCAAAUUUUGACAAAGUUUGAAGCUAACAAACCAUGGGAAGAUUUCAUUCAGAGCUUACGUUUGUGUUCAGAACAUGAACAUGUGCCGGGAAAUAAAGCGGUUUUAGAGAUGCAUCGUAUGGUUAAGCUUCAGGAAGCAUUGGAGAAUACUUGCAGUGUGGAUUGGAUCAAGGAAAAUGACUAUAUAGCUCCCGGUUGCUUUAUGUAUCUUGUUGAGCGGUUACUGCUAUUGACAUCAUGCUUGAAGGGGUCCAUUUAUGCUACGAAGUCAUCUUUCAUUGAAUGGGUUAUUAGUCAAAAUGAAAAUUCUCUUACAAAUUUGAGUUUUAUGGCCGUACAAUGGCAAGACAUGAGCGAUGUCCAUCAUUUCGUUGCGAGUAUCCUCUGUGAGUUUGUCUGCGACGAACGUAGUACCCAAACCUGGAUUAAAAGAUCGAACUUGAAUGUGAAUAAUUAUUUUCCUUCGCUUCUUCUGAGAUUGGUUGUUUCGAUUUGUUUGCUUCAUCUCAGCUCUGGCAGUGGGAAAUAUUUGCAGUUACUUCGCAAUUUGUUGGGGAAGAAAAACAUAACCACUCAACUGCCAUUGGAGUUUUUCAAUAUUCUUCAAAAGGGAAAGAAACACUUUGGUUUGGAAGUCUUUGCCGAGGCAUUUAGAGUAAUUGGCAACCCCUUGGUAAUUGCCAAACUCAGGAACACUUCUUCCCAAAUUGCUUGUCCAGAUGCUGUGUUUGUGGAUUUAACAACAUGCCGAAAAAGAGAGGUCAUACUAGAAACAUUAUUUCCUAGUGUAGUUGACAAUGUGGGUGGGGAAACCGCAGGAGUAACAGGUGAUGCAGAUACUUCUGUUUCAGAUCAGGCCUUGGAUGGACAGAUCAAAGAUGGAAAGACCAAUGCUGAGUCCGAUCCAUCUCAAGCCAGCUCUGCAGUAGGGAAUCAUGAUCAACAUAGGCAAAAUGUCCUGAAGGAAUCAAAAGAUACUGCGGCCGAUAAUUCUUAUGAUGCAGUAAAGUCAGGAGAUGUAAAGGCCAAGGAAACUAACAAGGGGAAGAAAAACAAUUCCAAGAAAAGGAAGGGGAGAAAGGGGGGUAAGAAGUGAAAUUUGUCAGGUCUUUUGUUCAUACAAUUGCUGUAGUAAUAUUUAUGCUUAAACUGCAAACUGUCUGGCUAUGGUAUUUCCUGAUUGUGGAAUCUUUGCAGUAAACUUUUGAAAAGUACUUUGAAGAUUUAUUAUUGAUAUGAAAAUGCAGUGGCGUUUGUUUUA